GGUAUAAAAUAAUAUUUUACUUUUGUGCAUUCUCCGAUAUUCUUGUAAAUAUAACAAAGUUCCUUAUUGAAGAAAAGCUUUAUAACGGAUAAGAUGGGUUUGCUCACAUCGGGUAGUAGGCAAACGGAAAUAUUAGGUCUUUUCUUGGAUAAAUAUCAUAUUCCAUUAUCAGUUUUAUGUUACGUUGGCGGCUUAGUUUGGUUCUGUCUCCUCUCCGAUCCAAGAUUUAAUGCCGGUACCUACUUUUCAGAAAAUGCUCUCCUAACCGGUAUUGUAGACAAUGAAUUUAGCUCAUUUUACAAUCCAUCUCAGUUAAAGGCUGAGCUAAAAGCCGAAAUGCGGAAAGAUGAAGAAAGAAAAAUUCCAGCCGAUUGGUUAUAUAAUAAAAUGUUCGAAUUAGGUUUAGAUGUGUCCAUUCAAAAUUUCUCCUUCUCCUAUCCGCUCGAACCUGAGAAUGAAAUGCACCAAAGAAAUGAGUGGAAAGGAAGAAAUGUAUAUGGAAUAUUAAGGGCUCCAAAAUCAGCUAGCUUCGAAGCAUUUGUUUUAUUAGUACCUUGGAGAGGGGAAGAAGAAUCAACAGUUACAUCUAUAUCCCUUCUUAUUAAAAUGGCUGAUAUGAUGAGACACAAAAGUUAUUGGGCCAAAGAUAUAAUUUUCCUUUUUACCGAAUAUGAUAGUGUUGGAGUUCAAGCGUGGCUGGACGCCUAUCAUGAUAUCCGAACAUCUGAAUUUAUAAGUCCAUCUCAUCUCGCUACCCGUAGUGGAAGUAUUCAAGCUGCUUUAAACGUUGAAAUUCUUGCUGAUAGAUUUUCAACCAUUAAUUUUAUUUUGGAAGGAAUUAAUGGUCAAAUGCCCAAUUUGGAUCUACUUAAUUCGUUGGCUUUGUUGUGUAAACAAAGGGGAGUUCGUAUUGCUCUUCAAGGACGACGAGACAAGAAAAUCUCUCCCAAUAGUUGGAAGUAUACCUUAGGCACCCUUGUGAGGGCUGUUUGGGCUCAGGCAUCUGGUGUAGCUACAGCUGCACAUGCCCCAUUUUUAAAAUUUGGAAUUCCAUCUUUGACAAUGAGAUCACAGGGCUCUAGUAAAUCCUCAUCUUCUGAUAUUAUGGAUAUUGGGUUUGUUCUAGAGGGUAUUUGCCGGAGUUUAAAUAAUUUAUUAGAAAGAUUUCAUCAGUCGUUUUUCUUUUACAUCCUACCACAUACUGACAGGUACAUAAGUAUUGGACUUUACAUGCCUCCUCUUGGUGUAAUGUCUCUUCCACUCUUGAUGAGGGCUUUAGUUUUGUGGACAAGGGCGAAAAAUGCUACAUUUUCCCCUAUAGUGCCUCCGAUUGUUUUAUCCAUCAUUAUGGGAUUGCUAAGUCUCUUUGCACCAGAUCAUCUUGUUCGAGUAGCUAGAGCGAUUCGAUUACCCGCACCUGAGGCUUUAGGCUGGGGAACGUUUUCACUCCACAUGGCAGCGAUCCUUUUACCAUACAUGCUAACGAGAAAAGCUAAAAAUGGUAAAGGUGAUUUUUGGGAUGCGAACCUGUUGCACAGUGUUGCUUUGAUUAUCUUUGCUGUAUCUACUAGUGCUGUUUGUGUUCUCAAUGCUUCAUUAGGGGCAAUCAUUCUUGUUUUCUCCGUACCGAGUGCUUUAUUAGCUUCACCUUCUAAAAGUUGGAUAUUCUAUAUAUUGAAAAUGAUUUUACUUAUUUCAACUUGUCCAUUCUUCAUUCUAAUAUGGAAUAUCUCAAUAAGAGGCUUUUUAAUGGGUCAAGAACUAUCAUUAGAGAAGAUAUGGCUGCAAUCCCAAAAUAUCUUAACAAUGGGAGUGGUAGCCUCAGAGUGGUUUGGAAGUUGGGGAUGGAAAGUAGUCGCUGGUUUAUUCUUUCCAUUAUGGAUUCUAUUUUGGUCGUGUCUAAAUAGUCCUAUUAGAAAUGAAAAAGUCGAAAUUGAAGCUACAAAGCCCGAAGAAAAGAAAAUCAAUUAG
Molecule: messenger RNA, 1971 nt
Organism: Dimorphilus gyrociliatus
Lineage: Eukaryota; Metazoa; Annelida; Polychaeta; Dinophilidae
Source: the annotation of a GenBank genome assembly